Molecule: messenger RNA, 1055 nt
Organism: Colletotrichum navitas
Lineage: Eukaryota; Fungi; Ascomycota; Sordariomycetes; Glomerellales; Glomerellaceae
Product: cytidine deaminase-like protein
Exons: 1
Coding region: 12-662 (216 amino acids)
Molecular function (GO): catalytic activity
Source: RefSeq, a predicted model, not a curated record
CCCACCACGUAAUGUCUCCAAGUUUCUCCCGCAUCACCACUUCUUACUUCUUACAUCAACUUGCUAUCCCCUCCUUUCUACGGCUUGGAGAUCACACAGCAUCGGCGCAAAUCCAUUCAAACUUCCUCCUUUACCAAGCCUGCAGCUGCACAAUGCCCUCUGAUCCAGACCCCAAGAUCCUUCGACGCUGCAUCGAACUCGCAAAGGAAGCCCUCGACGCAGGCGAUGACCCAUUCGGGUCUGUUCUUGUCGGCGCAGACGGCAGCAUAAUCAGAGAAGACCGCAACCGCGUCAACACGGGCGAGUCCGGGGAUGGAAGACGCGACGGCACUCUUCAUCCCGAGUUCACCCUCGCCCGCUGGGCGCAACUGAACCUCAGUGCGGAGGAGCGGGCAAAGGCUUCAGUGUACACCUCGGGCGAGCAUUGCCCGAUGUGCGCCGCUGCCCAUGCGUGGGUUGGCCUGGGUCCUAUUGUCUUCGUUUCUUCAAGCGUGCAAUUCUCGGCUUGGCUGAAAGAGUUCGGUGUUGAGAGAGAAGCCAAGGUCAAGCCACUUCCAAUCAACGAGGUUGCGCCAAAUAUCCCUGUCCAAGGUCCAAUCCCUGGCUUAGAUGAGGAAGUCAAAGCCCUGCAUAAACAAAAUGUCAAGCCGUCUUCCAACUGAGCGCUAACUUGGCGAUAACGGCGCCCAUACUUUCGUGGUGGGGUGAACCAGUCAGGAGAGGCGAAGGGAUUCUCGGAAAUGACAUAGGUGAAACAUCCUUAUGAUAUGCAGCCAUAGGUAUCUCGUUGCUUGAGGAUAGAAACAAUCAAUUGUUGGUAAUCACAUGGAGGACGCAAAAAAGAUGAUUGUGGUGUUUUCCGCAACCAUCUUACCAAGCACCAUUUCUUAUACUGUCGCACUUCUAUGUCCUCUUCACGUCUUGUCCUGGAACCGUGGACUUUGCAAUUCUUGUUAGUCCAUCCCCCUCUUCUCAUCCCGCGACGCACAACGAUGUUUAGCCAGCCGGCGAGCUUUCUUGCUCCUACUCCACUGAACCUUGCUGCCCAUGCGAGA